This is a messenger RNA of Acomys russatus (golden spiny mouse), 527 nucleotides long. RefSeq names its product zinc finger protein 431-like. Lineage: Eukaryota; Metazoa; Chordata; Mammalia; Rodentia; Muridae. Gene Ontology annotation, biological process: regulation of DNA-templated transcription. Bases 64 to 339 code for a protein of 91 amino acids. The record is from RefSeq and is a predicted model, not a curated record. The transcript is spliced from 4 exons.
GCUCUGAGCGCUGCUGCUGCUGGAUGCUGCGACGGGAGCUCAGGCAAGCUCCGAAGUCAGGAGAUGGUGAGGCAGGGUCAAGGCCCGCAACGGGGAGGAGCAGGCGGCUACACCACUGGUGUGGUAGGUCCUCUCUGGGGCUGGAUGGAUUCAUUGACCUACGAUGAUGUGCAUGUGAACUUCACUCUGGAAGAGUGGGCUUUGCUGGAUCCUUCCCAGAAGAGACUCUACAGAGAUGUGAUGCUGGAGACCUACAGGAACCUCACUGCCAUAGGCUGCAAUUUGGAAGACCAACAUAUUGAAGAACAUUGUAAAAGUUCUAGAAAGCAUGGAAGGUAAUUUACAUGUGCAAACUGGUAUGAAUAUGCCUCUGAAGAAACGUUAAGGUAUCCUGGAAGUUUGAAAGAAAAGCAACAGUCUAAAAGAGCUUUCAGAUUAUCGGUGAUUAUUAAUUCUCACAAAAGCAUGUACCUCAAUGUCAACUGUCUGAUUUCUGUUUGUAAUACAUUGCUCUAAAUAAAGAAGAC